This is a messenger RNA of Chinchilla lanigera (long-tailed chinchilla), 2777 nucleotides long. RefSeq names its product ATPase, H+ transporting, lysosomal 56/58kDa, V1 subunit B2 (gene Atp6v1b2). The record is from RefSeq and is a predicted model, not a curated record. The transcript has 14 exons. Gene Ontology annotation, cellular component: proton-transporting V-type ATPase, V1 domain. The coding region runs from base 47 to 1582 and encodes 511 amino acids. Gene Ontology annotation, biological process: ATP metabolic process; proton transmembrane transport. Gene Ontology annotation, molecular function: ATP binding; proton-transporting ATPase activity, rotational mechanism. Lineage: Eukaryota; Metazoa; Chordata; Mammalia; Rodentia; Chinchillidae.
GCCUGCGCGGGGCUGCUGCGGGGCCAGUCGGGAGAGAGGAGACAAGAUGGCGCUGCGGGCGAUGCGGGGGAUGGUGAACGGGGCCGCACCCGAGCUGCCCAUGCCCACCAGUGGGUCCGUGGCGGGAGCUCGGGAGCAGGCACUGGCAGUCAGCAGGAACUACCUCUCCCAGCCUCGGCUCACAUAUAAAACAGUAUCCGGAGUCAACGGCCCAUUAGUGAUCUUGGAUCAUGUGAAGUUUCCCAGAUACUCGGAGAUUGUCCACUUGACAUUACCAGAUGGCACAAAGCGAAGCGGGCAAGUUCUAGAAGUUAGUGGCUCCAAAGCAGUGGUUCAGGUAUUUGAAGGGACUUCAGGUAUAGAUGCCAAGAAAACAUCGUGUGAGUUUACUGGAGAUAUCCUUCGAACACCAGUGUCCGAGGAUAUGCUUGGUCGUGUAUUCAAUGGAUCAGGAAAACCCAUUGACAGGGGUCCUGCUGUGCUGGCGGAAGACUUCCUUGACAUCAUGGGUCAGCCAAUCAAUCCUCAGUGUCGAAUCUACCCAGAGGAAAUGAUUCAGACGGGCAUUUCUGCCAUAGAUGGCAUGAACAGUAUCGCUCGGGGACAGAAAAUUCCAAUCUUCUCCGCUGCAGGGUUACCACACAAUGAGAUUGCAGCUCAAAUCUGUCGCCAGGCUGGUUUGGUAAAGAAAUCCAAAGAUGUGGUGGAUUACAGCGAGGAGAACUUUGCGAUUGUAUUUGCUGCUAUGGGUGUAAACAUGGAAACUGCCCGGUUCUUCAAAUCUGACUUUGAAGAAAAUGGCUCAAUGGACAAUGUCUGCCUCUUUUUGAACUUGGCUAAUGACCCAACUAUUGAGCGGAUUAUCACCCCGCGCCUGGCUCUGACCACAGCCGAGUUCCUGGCGUACCAGUGCGAGAAGCAUGUGCUGGUGAUCCUGACGGACAUGAGUUCCUACGCCGAAGCUCUUCGAGAGGUUUCAGCAGCCAGAGAAGAGGUCCCUGGUCGACGCGGUUUCCCGGGCUACAUGUAUACGGAUUUGGCCACGAUAUAUGAACGUGCGGGCAGAGUGGAAGGUCGCAACGGCUCCAUUACUCAGAUCCCCAUUCUCACCAUGCCCAACGAUGACAUCACUCACCCCAUCCCUGACCUGACUGGGUACAUCACAGAGGGCCAGAUCUACGUGGACAGACAGCUGCACAACAGACAGAUUUAUCCACCUAUUAAUGUACUGCCCUCCCUGUCACGGUUAAUGAAGUCUGCGAUCGGAGAAGGCAUGACGAGAAAGGACCACGCGGACGUAUCCAACCAGCUGUAUGCGUGCUAUGCUAUCGGCAAGGAUGUGCAGGCCAUGAAAGCUGUGGUGGGAGAAGAAGCCCUUACCUCUGACGACCUUCUGUACUUGGAGUUUCUGCAGAAGUUUGAGAGGAACUUCAUCAGUCAGGGUCCUUACGAAAAUCGCAGUGUCUAUGAGACUUUGGACAUUGGGUGGCAGCUGCUCCGAAUCUUCCCCAAAGAAAUGCUGAAGAGAAUCCCUCAGAGCACCCUGAGUGAAUUUUACCCUCGAGACUCCGCGAAGCAUUAGUUGCUGCUGCUUCUGUGGUGCGACCCUCCCGCGAAACAUUGGUUGUCUUGAUUCCUUUGCACUCCUCCGUCCCCGCCUCUGUGGGAGCUCACUGUGUUACCCUGUAAUUAAAAGCAGAGAGUAGGUAACAUUGUGCCAGUGUUGCAGUGUCUAAACUAACAGACUUUAAAGCAUCCUCACUCUGAGAAGCUGAUCUUCAGUGCUUUGUUUAAAGUAGCUGCGGGGAUGGAGGCGAAGUUUCUUAUGGAUGUAUGUAUUUGUACAUAAUGGUGUGGUCAGUUGCCUAAUAAUGUCUUAAUUGUUUGGGUCUCUCAGGCCUUACCUCUCAGCCCCCUCUGAAGCUGAAAUGCUGUAGGAAAUUAAAGGCAGGUCUGGAAGAAGCACCUUUCACCAGGGCCCGGAGGCGCUGUCUUGAGCCUUGUCUGGGUUGUUGGUGUGCGCGUGGGUCUGCUGCGCUCCAAGCAGAUGGCUUUCACUGUCCACGUGCUUUUUCCAGUGUAGUAAAUAGCAGAGGGAGUUUCCUUUCCUCUCUCUGCCUGAAAAGGGUUCGGGGGUCCCUGUGUCCAGCCAUUCUCCCUAGGAGAUGCACAGACGGUGCAGCUCUGCGCAGCUGCCGUCCACCCUGCGGUGGUGGGACUCACCAAGCCUCAGGGUGUCCCUGCAGAGGCGCCGUGGCGUCUCCAGUAGAACCAUUGCUUGGGAAGAGUUGGAAUGUGACGAGAAAAGAGUGUGGCCCACGUCCUUCGUGCACGCUGACGUUCACAGCGCUUUCAGUGGCCCAGGCGUUCACCAGAUGCUGAGGACGGAGAGGAGGGCAGAGCGCUCAGCUUUGUGGGUAUUUCAGCUCUGUGAGGAGCCUGUGGAAAGUCCCCGGUCAUUCCCGCCUGCCGACCCAGCUCUGCCUUUUCAGGGUGAUCUUGUGGCACAAGUGGUAGCAUUUCACUCCUUCCCGGCGUAGCCGAGCUAUCUCCCGCGCAGUUCCACCGAGUCUGCCGUUCGGCCUCCUCGUGUUCCGUGUUACUCAGGUGCAGUGGCAGCCUCCCUGCUCCGUGCAUCCCAUCUCUCCAGUUGUGUAAAGUUCUUCACUUUUUUCUCCGAGGGCUUAGGGGUGGGGGGCAUCAGCAUGAUUAUAUUUUAAUGUAGAAAAUGUGACAUCUGGAUAUAAAAUGAAAAUAAAUGUUAAAUUAAAAAGUUA